Aricia agestis (brown argus) is the source of this 2369-nucleotide messenger RNA. RefSeq names its product speckle targeted PIP5K1A-regulated poly(A) polymerase-like. NCBI's taxonomy places the organism in Eukaryota, Metazoa, Arthropoda, Insecta, Lepidoptera, Lycaenidae. The transcript has 9 exons. Gene Ontology annotation, molecular function: nucleotidyltransferase activity. Gene Ontology annotation, biological process: RNA 3'-end processing. The coding region runs from base 143 to 2335 and encodes 730 amino acids. The record is from RefSeq and is a predicted model, not a curated record.
AGCAUUGAAGGAGGGCAUAAAAUUCUUUGAGUCGGAAAAUGGUGUUAUAUUGACACCGGGUAACGAAAUUGGUGUUUUGGAAUCAAAAUACUUUUCUAAAGUCAUUGCGGUAAAAACAGGUGAGCAGCUUUACCCUUAAAUCAUGGAGACCAAUACAAAGCAACCUGAACAGCGGCCCAGGACAGGAGACCAACGGGAGAGUGGACCCUCGGAGGCAGAAGCCAACAGAGUUAUAGUUUCAGGCUACCCGGGUGGGACGAAGGCCCGGCAGCUCCUGGAGCUGUUCCCGGGCUCGAGGGUGGAGACUCUGGGGUGGCGGCGCGCCACGCUGAGCUUCCCGACCGGGGUGGAGGCCGGGGCUGCGGCGCGGGCCCGGGUGUGCCUCGACGGCGUUCCCCUCGCUGUCAAACUCAACCGCUCCAAAGUUAAGGGACAAAAUAAGAAAGGUAGCAAUAAAAGGCCCCGCCCAGUGGACAAAGAAUUAGAGCCGGAGCUGGACCCUCGCAGCAUCGACUUCUCCGGCGACUUCCACCAGCAGCUGGACGCGGUGCUGGCGCACGUGCGUCUCACCCAGCUGGAGGUGGCCCGCAUCAGCCAGCUGUUCGACGACGUCGAGAUCGUGCUGCACGAGUACUGGCCAGGGUGUACAGCGCACCCGUUCGGCUCGCUCACCACCGGCCUGGGCAUGAAGGGCAGCGACGCGGACUGCCUCGUGCAGGGCGUGCAGCAGGACCAGCACACCGUCAACCGCGCGAGAAACCUGCUGCGACAGUAUCCUACCACCUUCCGACAGAUAAUAUCGAUACCCACGGCGCACACGCCCAUAGUGAAGUUCCUGCACGUGCCAACCAACACGCGAGCGGACCUGUCGUUCAAGACGACGCUGGGUGUGCGCAAUUCACGGCUGCUUGCGUUCCUGUUGCACGCCGACACGCGGGCGGCGCCCGUGGCCGUAGCGGUGAAGUAUUGGGGUAAAGUCGCCGGGUUUACCGGCAGCGGGAAGCUCACCAACUACGCGCUCGUAAUGAUGGUGCUGUUCUACCUGCAGCAGCGUAUUCUACCACCAGUGUGCAAGCUGCAGAGCGCGGCUACGGAACACAUGGUGGACGGGUGGGACACGGGCUUCGACGCGCGGUACGAGGCAUUACCGCCUACCACGUGCGACGCCACCAUAGCGGACCUCAUCGGUGGUUUCUUCGAGUUCUACGACGCUUUCAACUUCGAGCGCGACGUGGUCAACCCCUACCUCGGCCGCCCCGUCGAGAGGGCGGUGUUCGCUGACCCCGCGCAGCUGCCGCCCGAGUACGACCUGUACCGCCGGAACCUAGAGCAGGAGGUCGCCAGCCCGCUUCGCACGAGGACCGCCCUGUGCGUGCAGGACCCCUUCGAGCACAGCCACAAUGUCGCCUCCAUGCUCAGCGCCGCUCGCGCCGACGAGAUGAAGGCGUACAUAGCGUUCGCCGCCGCCGCCUACCAGCGGGAGAAGAAAAAAGGUUGCGUCGGAUUCCUCCAGACGAUCCUCCUCGAGCGUCCCGUCGUCCAGGUCAAGCGACGGAUCCCCGACUACAGGGUGGUGAUGCGGGAGUCCUACCUGUCCCGCCUGCAGCCCGACUGGCAGCGCCCCGUGCGGGAAGCCGCGCUGCGAGUGUUCGACGAGAUCCUCAAACUCGCCCUGACGAAAGCCGAUAAGAGUACCGGCGACGAGGCCGCGGUGACGAAGGAACGGUAUGCCGCCGUCCUCGUCAAGCCCGUCUGGCGGAGGAAGGAGGCGGCGAGGAACAUACGAGCCGCCGCCAGCUUCGUGGAGCGCCAGCGUCUCAUCACGGAGGAGAUCCUCGCGCACGAUCCGAACGAGUUCAGCGUGCCCGUCCAGCUGGAGAUCCAGCUCAGCAAUAGGAGGAGGCGGGCCGUGGUGUCGGUCCGCGUGGCGGCCGAGGCGAGAGACGACGCGGCCAAAGUGCAGAAGUUCAUGGAAUUCGGCCAGUUCUACCUGGCGACGAUCCAGAGCUGGAUGUACCAGCUGAUCGACGCCCAUCUCGUAAAAAAACAAAUCGCCCCGCCGCGAAACAGAAAGGAGAACACCCCCCCUCCGGACGACGAAACGAUCUCGUCCGACGAAGACGAAGAAUACGAUAGCGACAGCCCCGUGGUGGUUACGAACAGCGCAUACAGGGAUAAAGACAUAGCCGACGUGGCAGACUCUCUUGAGAAUUCCCUGGGAAUCGCCGACGGAUUCAAAUUUAAUUUUAAAUUGGACAGUAGUGCCAACGAAGUGAGAGUACUGGAAAGUACACGAAACGUCGAAAAUUCGUCCCCAGCGAACAAAAGUACAUGAGUAGCAGUAAGUGUGAUAGAAAUAAGAUUGACUG